AUGACCCAAUAAUUUUUUUUUAUAAAAUCAUUAAAAAAAAUUGUUAACCCUAUAACAAUAAAUCAAUAACAUUUUUAUCGGUUUGAUUUUUGUAAGCCCAUAACUUAAAUUGCAAUUUCCUACCCCGUUAAUUAUAAUAAGAAGCAUAUUUGUGCAUGUGAGUCUCCUCAAAAUCUGAAUCGAAAUACUAAUCGUACACUACUAUGAAACACUAACUGGAAAAAAAUAAUUUCAUAUUUUUUUAACGCACACCAAAAAAUAUAAAUUUUUAGAUAAUAACUUACUUGAUCGACGAAAAUUCAACCUUUCACUACUUUGGAGUAGAGGAAAACUGAGAAAUAUAAUUUUUUUAGAGAGAAAUCAGAUAAUUAAGGGUAGAAGUGAGUUAUUUUUUAAUAUAGGAUAAAUAUAAGGGAACUGGAUGGUAUUUAUCCACAUAGAAAGCUACAUCAACACUUUUUUCCACGUGUACUCACGUGGUGUACAUGCACUGGACAGUCAGAAAAAAAGGCCUUGCAACUUACUAAAACAACAAGUUCGUGGUACUUAGGACAAGUCAAGUUUAGGUAUACUAUGAAAAAAAUUCGUCAAGUUCAGGGGUAAUGUAUACUUCUCUCUUUAAUAUACAGUUAGUUAAAUUAGGUCCAGGGGUGUGCCUCCUGUUAAUCUUCCACCUUCUGUUCGAAUAAUGUAUCACAGUUUGCUUUCGAAAGCUAUCAUGUUGGAACAUAUCCGAGCGCUCUUGGUACAUGCAGUCCCAAUAGUGCAAAGAAAUAUACCUAUUAUGUUGUGAAAGAUGGACCAUUUAGCACUAGUGCUGGGAGGAACAUUUUAAGUAAUCAGAGUCCACUUAAAAUUAUUUUAGUGAGAUAAAAAAAAUCACUUUUCAAAUUCAGUUCAAGAUUCAUACAUAAUUGAUCAUCAAGAAUUUUCUCAUUUCUCCUUUCCAACUGCAUUGUUUUGUUCUUAAAGCGUCAAACUCCAUUAGCAAGAAAUUAAUACUUUAGCACAAUUUAGCAUAUUUUGCUUAGCGUAUACUAUAACUAUAUAAGUAAUCAGUAUCUAUAGGACAAUAAUAAGAUUGUUACAGAUCGAGGAAAAGGCGAGUCAAGUCUAAAAAUGCAUCCUUUGUCCAUUUUAUGGGAACAUCACCUACUUGAUAACCAAGCAAAAAUAGCUAUUUCUCACAAUCCUGUGUUUCAUGAAAAAUUUAAGAGCUUAGAUAUCAAGUUUUUCUUCCUGAGAGAAGUUCAAAAAGAUGGAGAUGUGAUUCUUGUCUACUACAAGACGGAAGAACAAUGGGCUGAUAUAUUCGCUAAGCCUUACCAGUCAACAAAUUCGAGCUUCUCAGACAGAAAAUUGGAGUUUGCAUUUCAUAAAGCAAGGAGGAGUGUUGAGAGUUGCUUCAGCAAUGCACGUCUUUCUUUGCUUUUAUUCUCUCCAAUUUUUUUACGUAUUAAUGAGACAUGGCUUUUACAAGAAAAUAAUCAACCUCUCUGCAUAUUCUCUUUUACAAACUUCGUCUCUGCUUAGUCGGUUAGCUUUUGAAUUGAAUUUCUAUGUUAUUUCCCUUUAACGAUUUUAAACCAACACCAUAUAGUAUGUAUAUAUCAGAUAUGUCCAUACACGGUACUGUAUACACGUCCGUAUCAUAUACGUCCGUGAUCUUCUUUCCUUUUGCUACUAUAGGGAGUGAUGUUCUUUCCCAGGUUUUGCUCCAGUCAGGCUGUUGUUGGAAUUUGCUUUUCUUUGCGAGAUUUUCUUGGAAGUCUUGCAUUGAUUCCAUAUCAUUGAUAUUGUUCCAAGUUUAGUGUCGGGCAUCUUGUUAUUGAAUGUUUGUUUCAUUUAGCAAGAUAUUCUUGGAUAUCUUUAGUUGAUUCCCCAGAAAUUCUGCAUCUUUGGUGUAUCUUCAAUAUCUUCUUCUUCCAUCAUUAGAGAUCUUCAAUAUCUUGCAAAUGUUUACUCAUUAUUUUGUCAUUAUUAAAAUAUAGAACAUAAGUAUAGGAGGCUAACAUGAAUAUCUCGCUCUUUUUAAGGAGAUUCAAGUUCAAUGUGGCAUAAUCUACACUGAUCCAGCAGUGUCUCUCUUAGACUUUUUCCCUCUAGGAUACAAUACCACAACAACGUCGUAUAACUCAAAUAACUCCAGAUUAGUUGAAGAAUCCAGCGCUACACCAAAAGAACACCUUGAUUCUAACAUAUAAUUAGUCUAUUUUUUUCUUUAUCUCUACUCUCUCUUUCACAGUUUCACUACACUACUCUCUAAUAUGAACACAAUAUAAUACUUCUCAUCUAUUACAACAUAAAGAAUAAAACACCCGCUAGUUAUGUAGGUGUAGGAUUUCUUCCACAAAUACAUGUCAAGAAGGUGGAUAGUCAUUUGAGGAGCAGUGGGACAAUUAGUAGGAGAUAAUGCGAGUUAGAACAUGUCAUUGUGGUUUAUAUAAGUUACAAUAGCAACAAUUUCUCCACUUUAUGCCUAUUAAUUAUCAUACACUUUAAUAUUCUAAUUUUUAAAUUAAAAAUGCACAACAUACACCAACAUAUAUCUAUAUAUACUCCGUAUUUAUUCUUGCUCAAUGCACAUCUUACAUUUGGUUAUUUAUAUAAGUUAGUGGAAGACUCCAUUUUGAUUCUUCUUUCUUGGUCUUCCACCUGAACAAAUUAAAAAUACUUUCUUUAGUUGUAUUAUUAGUCUUUAGAUGACUUAAUUAAUUAAUAAAGGAAAUUAAAGUUAUUUCCUUUUUCCUUAAAAUAUGUUUGAAUGGAAAAUUCUCAAAAAUAUAGAUUUUAAAAUCAGAAAGAGCAAGAGACCUCUUUGCUAUUUAAAGUCUCAAAACCACAUCAUUGCUAGUCAUAUCCAUAUUUCUACCAAUUUAUGCAAUUAUGGAGAAAUCUUUCACCUCUUUUCUCUUGUUGCUCCAGUACUAUAUUAUAAGUAGUUCAGCCAUGACCCAAUUUAACAUCUCCACUGAUCAAUUAGCUCUUCUUUCCCUGAAAUCUCAAAUCAUUUCGGACCACUUUCACUUCUUGGAUGAAAGUUGGUCUCCGUCUACGUCUGUUUGUCAUUGGGUCGGAGUCACUUGUGGCUCUCGUCACCAACGAGUGAAGUCCUUGAAUCUUUCUAAUAUGGCUCUUACAGGCAGAAUUCCACAAGAUUUUGGAAACCUCUCAUUUCUUGCUUCUCUUGACUUGGGAAGGAACAACUUCCAUGGAAAUUUGCCUCAAGAAAUGACACGCUUGCGUCGGCUUAAGUUUCUUGAUUUAAGUUUCAACAACUUUAUAGGGGAGGUUCCUUCUUGGUUUGGGUUCUUACACGAACUUCAAUUUCUAAGCCUUAAGAAUAAUAGUUUUACCGGCCCCCUUCCCUCAUCAUUUUUUAACAUUUCAAAGCUUGAAAUGUUGAAUUUGGCAUUCAAUUCCGUAGAAGGUCAUAUCCCUGUGUCUCUCUCGAAUGCCUCAAGGUUGGAGAGGUUAGAAUUAUCUGGCAAUUUACUUCAAGGAAGCAUUCCAAACGAAAUCGGCAAUCUUCACAACCUGAACUGGUUGGCCAUACAAUAUAAUCAACUUACGGGUUCUAUACCAUUAACAGUUUUCAAUAUUUCUAGAAUCGAAGUCAUUUCAUUUACUGGCAAUAGCUUAUCAGGAAGUCUUCCCAAUGGUUUAUGCAAUGGUCUUCCAAAUCUCAAAGGUCUUUAUCUAUCAACAAACAAGCUUGAUGGUCAUAUUCCCACGAGCUUGUCAAAUUGUUCACAACUUCAACUACUAGGUUUAUCGGAAAAUGAGUUUGAUGGACCAAUACAUAGUGAACUUGGAAGAUUGAGUAACUUGCAGCAACUGUAUCUCGGAAUUAACCAUUUCACAGGAAUAAUUCCACAAGAAAUUGGAAAUCUUGUUAAUUUGAUGGAGUUGUGGAUGGAGGUAAACCAGUUAACCAGCUCAGUCCCAAUCUCCGUAUUCAACAUCUCGGUUUUGCAAGUUUUGUCACUGGCGAGGAACAAUCUUAAUGGAUUCUUACCACUAGAGAUUGGCAACUUAACCAAGAUGCAAUUUUUAUAUCUUGAACAAAAUAGGUUUUCCGGAGAAAUACCCAAAGAGAUGAGCAAUCUCAUUGAGUUGGAGGAAAUUCUGCUUGAUCUUAAUGAUAUUAGUGGUCCACUUACAAUGGAGAUCUUCAACAUAUCAGGGCUAAGAAUAGUUGAUCUUUCAUUCAACAAUCUAUCAGGAAGCCUCCCAUCAAACUUAGGUUCGCUCUUACCCAACAUUGAAGAGAUUUAUAUGUCAUUCGACAAUCUUGUUGGAACGAUUCCUCAUUCUAUCUCCAAUUGUUCAGAACUUACUAUUCUAGAUCUUUCUUACAACAAACUCACUGGCUUGAUUCCUAGCUCUCUUGGAUAUUUGACUCAUCUACGGUUCCUAAACAUGAAAGAAAACAAUUUAACCAGCGACUCUUCGUUAAGCUUCCUUACUUCCUUACCCAAUUGCAAAAAUUUAACAACUCUAUCUCUAUCUUCCAACCCUCUAAACAGCAUGCUUCCAGUCUCUGUUGGGAACUUUUCCACAUCUCUAAUAAAAUUUUAUGCCAGCAGUUGUAAAAUCAAAGGGCGAAUUCCAAAGGAAGUUGGGAACUUAAGCAGUUUAUUAGACCUUGAUCUUUCUGAGAACAGCUUGGCUGGAUCGAUUCCCACGACAAUUGGAAACUUGAGAAACAUUCAGCGCUUCAACUUGAGUAACAACAAACUUACAAGAUUUAUUGGUGAUCAUAUAUGUAAAUUGCAGCAUUUGGGUGAAAUUUACUUGGGUCAAAAUCAGCUUUCAGGAUCUCUUCCUAAUUGUUUAGGGAAUAUUACUUCCCUUAGGGAGAUACAUCUGGGUUCCAAUAAAUUGAGUUCCAAUAUACCACCAAGCAUAGGGAAUCUUCAGGAUCUAGUGGUUCUUGACUUAUCAUCAAACAACAUGGUAGGUUCUUUGCCUCCAGAAAUUGGAAAUCUAAAGGCUGUAACAGAGAUCGAUCUAUCAAUGAACCAAUUCUCAAAUAAAAUUCCUAGAGAAAUUGGAAGAUUGCAAAAUCUGGCACUCCUUUCUUUGAGACACAACAAGUUUCAAGGAUCUAUACCUGACUCAAUGAGCAACAUGGUAGGUUUAGAAUUCCUAGACCUUUCUCACAAUAAUUUAUCGGGAAUGAUUCCCAUGUUUCUGGAGAAACUUCAAUACCUCAAGUAUUUCAAUGUUUCAGACAACCAAUUGUAUGGUGAAAUACCCUCGGGGGGUCCUUUCAAGAACCUCUCGAGUCAAUUUUUCAUUGACAAUGAAGCAUUGUGUGGUUCUUCAAGAUUUAGUGUCCCAUCAUGCCCAUCUUCAUCAAAGCACAAAUCAAACAGGAAAAUAUUGCUACUUCUAUAUCUUUUUCUAGGACUUGCAAUUUUAUUUGUUCCUGUCAUAUUUGUGUUUGUAUGGAUAAGGUAUAGAAGAGGUAAAAGAGCUCCUCAACAAUCAGAUUCAUUGGCUACAAAGAAACGAAUUUCAUACUAUGAACUGCUCCAAGCAACGGAUGGUCUUAGUGAGAGUAAUUUGAUUGGUUCUGGAAGUUUUGGCUCUGUUUACAAAGGCAUACUCAAAAGUGGAACUGCCAUUGCAGUUAAAGUGUUCAACCUGCAACUGGAUGCGGCAUUCAAGAGUUUUGAUACGGAAUGUGAAGUUUUGUGCCGACUUCGCCAUAGGAAUCUCGUUAAAGUCAUUACUAGUUGUUCCAAUCUUGAUUUCAAGGCUUUAGUGCUCGAGUAUAUGCCUAAUGGAAGUCUUGAGAAGUAUUUGUAUUCGCACAACUACUUCCUUGACACCAAGCAGAGACUAAGCAUAAUGAUAGAUGUGGCAUGUGCUUUGGAAUAUCUUCACCAUGGGUACUCGUCGCCUGUGAUCCACUGUGAUCUGAAGCCUAGUAACAUCUUGCUGGAUGAGGAUAUGGUUGCCCACCUCAGCGACUUUGGCAUUUCAAAACUGCUUGGUGAAGAUCAGAGUGAUUUGUACACUAAAACCUUAGCAACACUAGGUUAUAUUGCACCGGAGUAUGGACUGGAUGGACUAGUGUCAACAAAGUGUGACGUAUACAGUUACGGGAUCAUGUUGCUGGAAACGUUUACUAGGAGAAAGCCUAAUGACUUUAAGGGAGAUCUUAGCUUGAAACAAUGGGUGAGUUAUUCACUCCCAAAGGCAGUAAUGGACGUCGUAGAUGCGAACUUGGUAACGCCAAUGGGUAAAGGCUUACAGAAGGAGCUAGAUGUUGUGGCAUCAAUCAUGAAAGUAGCAUUAGAUUGUUGUGCUGAAUCUCCGGCAAGAAGGACAAACAUUAAAGAUGUUGUAGGGAUGCUGCAGAAGAUUAAGAUUCAACUUCUUGCAAGUUGAACAUUUUUAUAAUGGUUCUCUUUUCUCUUUUAGCACUUGAUUUGUGCAUAAGGGUGGAACUUGAUAAUCUUGAAACAGAAGCACUGAUAUUGCUAGUUAGCUCAGUGCUUCUGCCCUUUGUUUAAUCCUACACUGUAUCCCCAAAAGCCACCCCCUUCGCGGUAGCCUUUCUACCUCACCAGGUAGUGGUAAGGUUUGCAUAUACUCUACCUUCCCAGACAUCACUUGUGAGAUUUUACUGGGUAUGUUGUUGUAUAGUUAGUUGAACUAAUCUGUGUUUGUACCCAAGAUCUCUUAUUACCAGUUUCAAAUUCCUACCUA
Messenger RNA from Capsicum annuum, 6723 nucleotides. Its product is annotated as probable LRR receptor-like serine/threonine-protein kinase At3g47570. Lineage: Eukaryota; Viridiplantae; Streptophyta; Magnoliopsida; Solanales; Solanaceae. Gene Ontology annotation, molecular function: protein binding; ATP binding; protein kinase activity. The transcript is spliced from 4 exons. Gene Ontology annotation, biological process: protein phosphorylation. The record is from RefSeq and is a predicted model, not a curated record. Bases 2887 to 6402 code for a protein of 1171 amino acids.